AAGUAAUAGAAUUUAUCUGCGGCAAAUUUACCACGUGCGAAUUUACCACCUAAAGCGCUGAAAUCCUGGGGGACUGCGAUGAUCAGUCUGCGUUGAUCGAACUGAACUGAACCUUCUGAAGAUUGAAAGCCAUGAGGGGAGCGGCGGACAGUAACCCUAUGAAGAAAGCUAGAAAAGGAAGAACAACCUUCAGGCUAGAACAGAGUAUAAUUCUUUCAAAGUCAUAUGGAGUAAGUGCCCACCCAGAUGCAAGGGAGAAACAGCGACUGGCUGGAAUUCUAAAUUUGGAUGUACGGACAGUGGAGGUUUGGUUUAAAAAUCGCCGAGCAAAGUGGAAAAUGAUGCCUCCUAUGCAUACAAAUGAAAUUCCUGCUCCUCCUGCUUCAAUGGCAUCAAACAAUCCGAGGGAAAGGAGACACUUGGGGCUCUCAAAACACGGAUCUUAUCACGUGUAUCCACCGGGUAGCGUCCCUAUGGCUGCUGCGCAUGUGCAGUUGUCCCCGGCUUCGCUGUCGGACAGCAGUCUGGCCAGCACGUCCUCUUAUAGCCCCACUCACGGUCAAUGUGACACCUGGAACCAGCCCAACUCCAUGUACAACCUGGCCUCUUCUACACCGUUGAACUGGACAUAUCAUCGUCCGCAGCAUUCAUCCAUAUACACUCAGCAGUUCCAAAGUUACUCCUCUAACUGCUCGCAACCUUCUUCCGGCCACAACCAGAAUGACAUGCCGGCCACACAGCCAGCGCCUCAAAACGCCUAUGGCCACUCUGACUACUCGCACAGCCUGUAUUAUGAUCGUCCAGCAACGAUUCAGGUGUCCCCAUCGACUAGUGCCUUCACCCCAGUCACGUCAACAAACACUGGCCCCCCCGUCAACUCUUCAGCUGGCUACAGAGGCCAUUCCUCUUAUGAACACCAUUACGGCUUCAACCACCAGUCCCAGAAUCAGCAGGACUGGUACACCAACCAGAAUCAGCAGAACAGGAACACUGACCAGAAUCAGUUCUCACAUUCCAGCCAGAACCAAAAUAAUGAUAGCCAUUAAAAUCCUAGGCCGUACAAAGGCUAAGAAUGGUAGACGCAGGGUACGUCAAUGGACUUGGAUCCUAUAAUUACUUUAUUUGUUCAUUGUAGAAUUUUUCUUUUCUCACAAUCCGUCCAGAAUAAUAUUCUAUCCGAGUUCCCAUUUUCCAAAUUUUUGCAAAAUGUAUAUUAAAUAGAGGUCUCAGCCGCGAUAUAUAUUUAAGCGGUGGGACCAGCUUAGCCGAAUGUUUUGCCCAGCGGUGGCGGCUGGCCAUUUUCACCGGCGGCUGGCGCGACUGACAAUAUUUUAAAUAUGAAGUCUGAUAGUUCUUAACAGCCCAAAGGAAUUUUUGCUCAUGUAGUUUUUAAUUUUUAUCCCUUAAAUUUUUUCACUGACAACUGUCGUGACUGACAAAGCUUUGCCAGAUUCACAGUAGCUGACGGCUACCCAUGUAACCCAAAAUGUUCCGACUGGCGUGGUGCAGCGCGACUGGCUGAGACCUCUUAAAUUAAAUUAAAUUAAAUUCCUAGUAUUAAACUGUAGAGUAACAAGGGGUUGAAUGAUGAAUUGGUAGACUAUUUUGGUACUAUUUUGAUCAUGAGUUCCUGAUUCAUGAGUUGAUCGCUAUAAAUUUCAUGUAUCAAUCUGUAGCGUAGCAAGUGGUGGUGGUGGCCUGAUGCGCAGUGCGCACAUGUUAUCGGUGUUGGGACCUGGGUUUCUGCAUUCUUGCUAGCACCGUGCGCACCCUUCCGAGUUCUCGGACAGGCAUACAAAAUUAGUUUUUAGCUUCUUCUUCGUGCAAUGCUGAUGGGUGACUGCUUCGUAAGGAGAUUAAAAAGCUUUACUCUUACUAAGCUUCGGGGAUAGUUAAGGCAUUCUCAGGAUGCAAUGGGAGAUGUUUGAGCAGUUCAGGGAUCUAAAGCUGGCUACACAAUGUCAGAGGUGGCAGUGGUUAGUUAAGUGACUCAAAAUGCUCAAAUAGCUUAACGGGCUGGGAAACUCGCAAUUUUCUGGGUUUUCGCACCUUUCCAGCUGCCUUAGGGACAAAUGUCUAGCCUUUCAAUGAAACCUUGGUCUAGAGAGGCGAAAAGAUGGCCACAUUGGGCCCAAGCUCCUCUGCGGCCACUCAGGCCACCAUAUUAUUGGGAUCUGGGACCCAAAUCCAACGGGAAGUGCUGUGCAGAGGUUCUAAAAAAAUGUGCCUUAAUACUGUGUUGCUUAAAAAAAAUGCGAAAUAUUUUGUCUGUUAUUUUUUAUGUUCUCUUUAACUAUUGCAGCAUUUCAGAUGCCUUUUUGCUGUGAUAGAGAACUCAAUUUUUAAUUCAUUGCAACUGUUGGAAGAACAUUCUUCCUAAAAGUACAAAAAUAGCAUAAUAACAACAAACUUGCAAAUUAUUAUA
Cloeon dipterum is the source of this 2425-nucleotide messenger RNA. RefSeq names its product homeobox protein otx5-B-like. Gene Ontology annotation, cellular component: nucleus. Lineage: Eukaryota; Metazoa; Arthropoda; Insecta; Ephemeroptera; Baetidae. Gene Ontology annotation, biological process: regulation of transcription by RNA polymerase II. The transcript has 4 exons. Gene Ontology annotation, molecular function: DNA-binding transcription factor activity, RNA polymerase II-specific; RNA polymerase II cis-regulatory region sequence-specific DNA binding. The record is from RefSeq and is a predicted model, not a curated record. The coding region runs from base 132 to 1046 and encodes 304 amino acids.